CGUUGCUGGUUAGCUCCUGGCUCCUGUUGGCUCUGCUCUUCCAAGCGCCCUGUCCUCAGCCCCAGGGCUGCAGCGAGCGUGCGCCUGUGUGUGCCGGCACACGCCUGUGCGGGGGCUGCUGGUGGGGGGUCCUGCUCCACGCUCCCUGCCUGGUGCCCCCCACCCCGGCUUGUUGCAGCGCACAGCUUGUCGCCUUCCCAGUGCAGGACCUGGGGGAGGGACCCCCACUGCACACCGAGGCAGCGACCUCCCGUGACCUCAGAAGGGAAGGGUCAAAGGUCACCCUCAGGCUCUAGGCUGGAGCGUGCCUGCCUCGUGGUCCUCGGGCGGUGAUGACUGUGGCAUCUCCCUUGCCCCCUCCUCUGGUCCCAGCGGGGCUGCGCGCGGUGCGCAGAGACAGGAAUAGCUCCUGCCCGAGUUAUUCCAGGCAGGCUGGGGUCUGGCCAGCGUGUCCCUGGGGGCUGGCGGAAGUGCCAGUGCCUGACGUCAUCUGCCACAGCAGCGCGGAGGGAGCAGCAUGUGCGGCAUGGAGCAGGACCCCAGCUCCAGGGGCAUCGAGAGCUGCCCUGGGGUACUGGCUUGGGAUGGGCCCAGGGCUGCCGCAGGGCAGGGGGUGACCAGCUCCAGCGCUCUGCUGCCCCGGUGCGGUGGCUCUGGCUCCUGCCCACACCACAGGCCGGAGCCCCCCUCGGUCCCCCUGCUGUGCCUGGGGCCCUUUAAGGGCGAUGCCCAGCGCUGCGGGAAGGUGACCGGGGAGAAUGUGGCCGGUGAGCUCAUGACAAAAGCCCCCGGUCACAGUCACGGGGCGGGCACACCUGUCCCUUGGGCGCCGCAUAAAGCCUGGAGCAGCCGAGCAGCUGCGGGCACAGCAGCGAGGACCCGCCGCAGCUCCCAGCGCCAGGGCAGGCGGUGCCCAGGGCCGGAGCCAUGGCGGCGACUGUGGAGCAGGACCUGAAAUGGGCGACGGAGCUCAUCGACCAGAGGCUGGCGCAGGAGGAGGCGGCGAAGCAGGCGAGUCCGGGGACGCCGGAGCCGGGCUGAGCCCUGGCGCUAGCCCCGAUGGCCCUUCCCUGCGGAUCUAGCGCCUUACCCGGGCAAUGGCACCCAGCCUGGGGGCUGAGGGUGUCUGUGCUGGGUUUCAGAGCAGCUCUGGGCAGCCGCCAGCGCUGGUGCGGAUGGAGGUGCAGGAGCUGGAGGAUGAGAAGCACCGGGGGGCCCUUCCCCUCGGCAUCGCCGUCCUCAAGGGCCAGGAGCGGGUGCGGAGGAGCUCGGUGGACCUGCGGCGCGAGAUCAUCGACGUGGGCGGCAUCCAGCACCUCAUCGAGCUGCGCAAGCAGCGCCGGCGCCGGCGGGAGGAGCGGGCCGCCACGCCUGAGCCGGCGCCCGAGCCGGAGCCCGAGGACCUUGAUGCCGCGGUGGUGCCGGAGACGUUCCUGCGGGCGGCCGUGCGGGGCCAGCUCCGCCUCGUCGAGAAGUUCCUGGCUGACGGCGGCUCCCCGGACACCUGCGAUGAGUUCCACCGCACAGCGCUGCACCGGGCCUCGCUGGAGGGGCACAUCGAGAUCCUGGAGAAGCUGCUGGAGCACGGCGCCACCGUGGACUUCCAGGACCGGCUGGACUGCACGGCCGCGCACUGGGCCUGCCGUGGGGGACACUUGGCCGUGGUGAAGCUGCUGCAGGACCACGGUGCCAACCUCAACCUCGUGGACAAGCUCCUGAGCACCCCACUGCAUGUGGCCACACGCACCGGCCACGCCGACAUUGCAGAGCACCUCAUCCACGUCGGCGUGGCCAUCAAUGCUGUGGACAGGGUAGGUGCUGUACCUGCUCCGUGGCCCAGGCAUGCAGGCGGGAGGGGGUCUGGAGGCCACCGGGCCCCACUGCCUGGUGACGUGGGUGCCCAUGGCCACAGGAGGGGGACACGGCCCUGCAUGACGCCGCGCGGCUCAACCGCUACAAAAUCAUCAAGAUGCUGCUCCUCUACGGGGCCGACAUGCUGGCCAAGAACCUGGCCGGGAAGACCCCCAUGGACCUGGUGCAGCUGUGGCAGACGGACACGCGGCAGGCGCUGGAGACCCCCGAGCAGAGCAGGGUGGAGGUGGACACGGAGGCGCCGGCAUGAGAGCGGGCGCAGGCUCCAGCAAUAAAGUGCUGUGGUGGACAGCAGCGGGUCCAGGACCGUGUGCGCCUGAGGCUGGGCUGUGCCAAUGCUCCUGCUGGCACCAACCCCGCAGGGUCCUGGUGGAGGGUCUUGCCCCCGCACGCAGGCUCAGCCCCGCGCUGUGCUGGGGCAGGAAGGGAUUGCCCCCUGGUCAGACUGGUGCAGACUGGGGGGUUUUGCCUUCCUCUGCAGCGGGGGCACGGCCUGGCCUGGGCUCUGCAGCGCCCACGACCCCUGGCAGCAGCAGGACGUUGGUGGCUGCGGCCCCGCUGUGCCCCGGGGGCAGGGCGGGGGCGAUGCCUGGGGCUGUGUCGGGGACGACUGUGACGUGUCUCUGAGGUUGGACAUGGGGUUUGUCUGGGCUGGUUUGGACGGGGCUGAUCCUGCCUCAGGACUGGAUGCGACCCCGCGGUUCCCUGCCCGCCCUGUGGCUGUGUGGGGAGGUGAGGACACCCAGGACAGGGGUUGAGGGGCUCUUGCAGGACCUGGGUAUCACCGGCCGGCAGCCCCUGGGGGGCAGGAAGGGGCUGAUCCAGGAGCAGGGUCGCACACCUAGGGGUGCUCAGCACUGGUGUCCAGAG
Messenger RNA from Alligator mississippiensis (American alligator), 2742 nucleotides. RefSeq names its product ankyrin repeat domain 2 (gene ANKRD2). Gene Ontology annotation, biological process: regulation of transcription by RNA polymerase II. The coding region runs from base 1098 to 2147 and encodes 349 amino acids. The transcript has 7 exons. Lineage: Eukaryota; Metazoa; Chordata; Crocodylia; Alligatoridae. Gene Ontology annotation, cellular component: nucleus. The record is from RefSeq and is a predicted model, not a curated record. Gene Ontology annotation, molecular function: RNA polymerase II-specific DNA-binding transcription factor binding.